CAGUUCCUCCUCCUCUCCUGCAGGGGGCAUCAUUUUCUCUGCGGCAGGAAACCGGCCGCUGCCUUUAGAAAUCCAAGAUGUCUGCGCCCUGAAGGAUGCUGCUAACAGCGUGAAGUUACAGGACAAGUGACAGUGGAUGGAUUCUCAGUUGACUUGGAGGCAGAUUUAAGGAUUUUGAGACAGCAGGAUGUCAAAGAUCUCUAAGGCAGCUAAGGCUGUGAAGAAAGUGGAUGCAGGCAGUUUAAUCCGGGCUAUCGUGAGGUCAGGACAAGCGGCCCCUGGACCCCCACUCGGCCCCGUCCUCGGACAGAGAGGAAUCCCCAUUGGGCAGUUCUGCAAGGAGUUCAAUGAGAGAACCAAGGAGAUGAAGGAGGGCAUCCCGCUCCCCAUCAGGAUCAACGUGAAGCCUGACCGAACGUAUGAGCUUCGGAUCGGCAGGCCCACGGUGUCGUACUUCCUGAAGCAGGCUGCGGGGAUUGAGAAAGGCGCCGGACAGACGGGCCACGAGACAGCGGGGAUGGUGUCGGUGAGGGCGGUGUACGAGAUUGCGCAGGUGAAGGCCGAGGAUGAUUGCUUCAAAAUGAGGAACACCUCAUUACAGACGGUCGUCAAGCGCAUCAUCGGCUCGGCUCGUUCGCUGGGCAUCCAGAUCGUCAACGACCUUUCAGCUGAUGAGUACAAACUCUUCUUGGCACAGAGGGAGGAGAAGUUGAAGGCGGACGCAGCAGCCGCCGCCGAUGCAGUUGCGCUGGGCAAAAAAUAAAUAAAGACCUGCGCCAUUUUUAACAUGGCCCUCCCCCAUUCCCAUUUGUAUUGACUCUAUACUGCAUUCAUACAAAAACUCUGUUCACGUUGUGUGUCUGAAUAAACAGUACGUUGUUAUGUGA
Molecule: messenger RNA, 887 nt
Organism: Gymnodraco acuticeps
Lineage: Eukaryota; Metazoa; Chordata; Actinopteri; Perciformes; Bathydraconidae
Gene: mrpl11
Product: mitochondrial ribosomal protein L11
Exons: 6
Coding region: 188-763 (191 amino acids)
Biological process (GO): translation
Cellular component (GO): mitochondrial large ribosomal subunit; ribosome
Molecular function (GO): structural constituent of ribosome; large ribosomal subunit rRNA binding
Source: RefSeq, a predicted model, not a curated record